This is a messenger RNA of Helianthus annuus (common sunflower), 3017 nucleotides long. RefSeq names its product pumilio homolog 5. Gene Ontology annotation, molecular function: mRNA binding. The record is from RefSeq and is a predicted model, not a curated record. The transcript is spliced from 10 exons. Gene Ontology annotation, biological process: post-transcriptional regulation of gene expression. Lineage: Eukaryota; Viridiplantae; Streptophyta; Magnoliopsida; Asterales; Asteraceae. Bases 348 to 2723 code for a protein of 791 amino acids. Gene Ontology annotation, cellular component: cytoplasm.
AGGUUGAGUGUAUUCCAUCUGCACCAUGCUGACUGCAGCAUCUAAUGAAUUCCUAUUUUUAUACCAAAAAUCUCUUUGGCAGGUUACCCUCUUGUCCUUUUCCCCCUCUUCUGCACUACCCUUUGACAUAAAAUACAAAAUUUUAGAUUGGAAUUAGCACUUUUUUCACCUCUUAAUGUCACAUAGCCCCACCCAAUUUCCAUUUUCUUGAUCACCAGCAGCAGCUUUUCUUUAGAUUCUAGGGUUUUCAAGAUUGUUUAUGCAGGUGUUUUAGACAAUACCCAGGGUAGUAAAAGAUGUCGGAAAUUUGACGCAAAAAGUCGGAAAAUUCGAUACUUUUUGUUGAUAUGGCAACUGAAAGCCCUAUAAGAAUCAUGGAAGCAAGUGGAAAAUGGGCGUCACAGGGUACAUUUGAUGAAAUUGAGUUGGUGAUAAAGGGUCAAAACUUUCAAGAAAAACAGAGGAAUUCGGGCCCGAAUCGAAGCGGAAGUGCGCCUCCAAGCAUGGAAGGAUCUUUUGCAGCAAUAGAAAAUCUGAUGUCUAGACAUAAAGUUGGUGCGAAUGAUACCGAGUCUGAAGAACAACUUCGGGCUCAUCCUUCGUAUUUCGCUUAUUAUUCGUCCCAUGUUAAUUUGAACCCGAGACUCCCUCCACCUAUAGUUUCAGAUCAAAAUCGACAUCUGUUUCGUAAUAUCGCAACUACCACAAAUGAUCCACGGUUCACAUCGUUUGAUGAUUCGACCCGUUUGACUCAGAGUAACCUUUCGACUCAUAACGAAGAAUCAGAUGAUGAUCAAUCAACAAAACAGGAAAAUUCUUUACAUGAUGACGAAACAGUUAAUCGUGAGGAAGACAAUAUGGGUCAAAAUUUGUACUCGAAUCCCGCAAAUAGAAUUAUUUCGAACCCACUAGAAGAUGAUAUUUCAACUAGUGCAGAUGUUUCAAGUAUAACAAAUAGAAUGAAUGCUAUAAAUAUGUCUAGUAUCCCGAAUACAGAAAGUCAAAGUCAAAGUCAAUGGGACCGACAGCAAAGAAGUAUGUUUCAAGCUAGUGUCCCAUACCCUCAAAUGGUUCCACACGAUCAAACUUACGUCGGGAUGAAUCAGUUUCUUCAAACUCCCUCUAAUUACUCAUCCGAGGCACAACGCGUGUUGCAGUCAUCCGGAUUCACAACACCGUACGCAUCCAGCUCAGCGUAUAUGAUGUCAGCAAAUCACGUUUACCCAAAUAUCUAUUUUCCGCAACAGUAUACCGUAAGUGGGUAUGGUUACAAUCCACCGUAUGUAUCAGGGUAUCUCCCGACAGACCCCGUUCAUAUGUCGUUAGACGUUAGUUCCAUUAAUCCGUCUCCAAGCUAUAUCGGUCAAAGUCAAAGUCAACAUUUGAACAAGUUUUACGGGCAUCAUGGGUUACCGAUUCAACCUUCGUACGCUGAAAGUUUGCAGCUUUCUAGAGAUGACCUGGUACAAAAACAGCAAACUUACUUGAACCCGAGAAUAAUAGAACCCGCGAGUCCUUACUACUUUGGAAGCGCGAGUAAUAUGGGUAUUCUACAGUAUCCAAACACAACUUAUGCCGGUACACCUGUGCCGGGAUCGCCAAUAGGUGGGAUCGGUUUUCAAAGAAAUGAAACGAGAUCGUAUGGUGGAAGUCAGGUGUUCAGAGAUCCGAAAACGUAUUCUUUUCUUGAAGAGUUGAAAUCGGGUAAAGGUCGCAGGAUUGAGCUUUCGGAUAUCUUUGGACACAUUGUUGAGUUCUGUGGUGAUCAACACGGAAGUCGAUUCAUUCAACAGAAGUUGGAAAUGUGUAGCAUUGAGGAAAAGGAAUCUGUAUUUAAGGAAGUUCUUCCUAGUGCUUCAAGAUUAAUUACCGAUGUGUUCGGUAACUAUGUUAUUCAAAAGUUUUUUGAGUAUGGAACCGGUGAACAAAGGAGGGAGCUUGCAACCCAACUUGAAGGCCAAAUAUUACCUUUAAGUCUGCAAAUGUAUGGUUGCCGAGUCAUCCAAAAGGCCCUUGAUGUUAUUGAGCUAGAACAAAAAGUGAAGCUCGUUCGUGAGCUUGACGGGCAUGUUUUACGAUGUGUUCAUGAUCAGAAUGGAAAUCACGUGAUACAAAAGUGUAUAGAAAGUAUUCCGAUGGAGAAAAUCAAAUUUGUAAUUUCGUCUUUUCGUGGUCAAGUUGCGGCCCUUUCAAUGCAUCCGUAUGGGUGUCGUGUCAUACAGAGGGUUCUAGAACAUUCUACCGAUGAAUUACAAAGCCAGUUUAUAGUUGAUGAGAUAUUGGAAUCCGUUUAUACUCUUGCACAGGAUCAGUAUGGAAAUUAUGUAACUCAGCAUGUGAUAAAGAGAGGAAAGCCCGAAGAAAGAAGUCAAAUCGUACACAAGUUGUCGGGCCGUGUUGUACAACUAAGCCAGCAUAAAUUUGCAUCAAAUGUAAUCGAGAAGUGUUUGGAAUAUUGCGAUUCUGAAGCUAGGGGAAUCUUGAUUGAGGAAAUCAUCGGUCUUGAUGACGAUAGUGAUAAUUUAUUGGCGAUGGUGAAGGACCAAUUUGCAAAUUAUGUUAUUCAAAAGGUUCUUCAAACGUGCACGGGUGAUCAGAAGGAAUCGUUACUUGGUCGAAUAAAGAUUCAUCUAAAUUCAUUGAAGAAGUAUACUUACGGAAAACAUAUUGUAACUCUCUUUGAACAAUUGCACGACGAAGAGGCUCAGGGGUCCGGUUCGUAACCUGGUGCUAAACACAUUGAUGUGAACGGGGCACGGAAAUUGAAAAAUGGGAAAAUAUUUAUUUGAAACUGUCGGUCGACAUGUAUAGAUCGCGCGUGCGAUUCAUAGGAUGCGGAAUAGCAUCUGUUCUUGUACAUUCCUGAACCUAUUUGUCUGAGUGUGGUUGUUUAAACAUCUGUUUUAGCUAUUCUAUCUCUUGAUAAUUGUUAAAAUAAAUAUAUGACAUAAAUUUAUCUGACUGGCUUGCUUAAUGUUGAAUAGUGGAUGUAAAUUUAAUUUCUUUUACUGUGUGGA